Verruconis gallopava is the source of this 1833-nucleotide messenger RNA. RefSeq lists its product as uncharacterized. The record is from RefSeq and is a predicted model, not a curated record. NCBI's taxonomy places the organism in Eukaryota, Fungi, Ascomycota, Dothideomycetes, Venturiales, Sympoventuriaceae. Gene Ontology annotation, molecular function: oxidoreductase activity; iron ion binding. The transcript is spliced from 2 exons. Bases 417 to 1574 code for a protein of 385 amino acids. Gene Ontology annotation, biological process: lipid biosynthetic process.
UCUCCAUCAGCGCGUCCAGAACAUCUGCCAAUUUAAUAUUUUCUCUCCUCACACCACCUCCAACUUCUUGUAUCUCCAUUGUACACACUCGACUCCCACCGUUGUUCGCUCCUUGUCGCUUUUUUGUAUCAACACUGUGCCAGCUGUUGCUUUCUUGCUUGGUGCUGGACUCUUCAAUCACCUUCCUGGCGCGCAGUCGAAUGCGCGGCAUUCCUCGCCUCCCCUUAGCGCAGAACGUAGUCGGCUUGCUUGACGCUCUUGAUUUUGACUGCGGCCGAUCAGCUCAGCUCGGCACGUCUGGACAAGCUGCACACGUCCGCCGUACCUUGAACGUAUAACUUUCUCGUUCCUUCUCUCUCCCUCCAGAUCUCUCGCACACUUGGGUCCCCCUUUUCAUUUCUCUCCUCUUCGAAGCGAUGGCCUCCAACUUCACCGUCGACUCCCUGCCGCCACUGCCCGAGUACGAGCUCAAGCCUCUGCCUCCUCUGGUCCCGUGGGCCUCGGAUCUUACCUUGUCUCUCGCUGCACCGAUCGUAACCUAUUGGGUCCUGUCCAUCUUCUUCCACAUAAUCGAUGUUUACGACGUGUGGCCGCAGUAUCGCCUUCAUACACCGCAGGAGCUGCUGAUGCGCAACCAUGCCUCGAGGUGGGAUGUCUUUCGCGACGUCAUUAUACAGCAGAUAAUUGAAACUCUGGCUGGCAUUGCCCUGUCCUACUUUGAUCCCGAACCUAUGUACGGCCGGGAAGAGUACGACAUCGCCGUUUGGGCUAGGAGGAUUCGCGUCCUGGAGAAGGCUGUGCCUUCGAUUCUUGGAAUGGUUGGCAUCAACGCUGCGGCCUUAAGUAAGAACUGGCAGGUUUCGGCACCGAUCUUGGCAAGCGUCGUGGCCGGCGGCAAGUACCCUAUGCAGACAGCUCUCAUCAACGGCGAGCUUACUCUGGCGCCGGCCUUUGCGGCAUGGGAAAUCUGGGUAGCAAAGGCCUUGUACUACGUCGUCAUUCCCGGCCUGCAGCUACUUGGUGCCAUGAUCGUCCUCGACACCUGGCAGUACUUCUGGCACCGUGCCAUGCAUCUCAACAAGUGGUUGUACACUACCUUCCACUCACGACAUCACCGUCUUUACGUGCCAUACGCAUAUGGCGCUCUAUACAAUCAUCCCGUCGAAGGCUUCCUCCUCGACACGCUCGGCUCUGGUGUCGCCUAUCUGGUCAUGGGACUCUCCACGCGCCAAUCGAUUAUUUUCUUUGGCAUCUCGUCGGCCAAAACCGUCGACGAUCAUUGCGGCUAUAAGCUUCCGUGGGACCCAUUCCAGCGCAUGUCAUCCAACAAUGCCGCCUACCACGACAUCCACCAUCAGAGCUGGGGUAUCAAGACCAACUUUAGUCAGCCCUGGUUUACAUUUUGGGAUGCGUACAUGGGCACCAUGUGGCAGGGCGAGAUAAAGAGCAAAUAUGAGAGACAGGCCAUUGCUGCCAACGGCAAGUGGCUAGCCGCACAGAAAGGUAUAAGCGAACCAGAACACAUGAAACUCGAGGGCGAAGAGGAUGCUGGCAUGAGAGCCUCCGGACGCUAAGUUGGACCAAACCCUAAGGCGGAAAGAGCGUUAUCGCGGUCAGGUGCCGGAUGCCGAUCGAAAUGUUUGAUUCGAACCGUCUGUAUUUUGAACUAGGAAUGUCCUUUUACCACAACGCAACUCAUUGUGCCACAUAUCAUUUGGAUGAGUAGGUGGGUGGCGUUUGUCAUCUUUGGCGUACCAUGAGCCAGUGUAUCAGUAUGCUCUUGAAGCGAGACAGAGCAGCAAUAAUAAUAGUAAUGAAGUCCAUACUUUUUCA